ACCAUCGUCAGAAUGGCGACAGCCAGCGACGCCUACAUCUCAGCAGGAGUCAAUCGCUCAUCACACAAUGCAGAUUGGACCCUCUACAAGCCCAAAGAGGACCGUCAUGAGCCCAUCUCGGUGCUCGCCUAUGGAUCCAGCAGCAGCAUUGCAGUCGCAUACAACCUAGGCGACCCCGACUCGAAUCAUCGUGGCCUGUCCCACUUGGUCGACACGCAUUUCACGACGCCGAUUACGACGCUCAAAUUCAUCCCUCUGGCAGCGGAAGCGGGUUCGCUCGCUUUUGUCGCCGGGGCGGGCAAUGGACAGGCGGCUAUCUGGGUUGGCAGCGAAGCGUCUCAUGACAACGACGAUGCUGCUUCAACGUCGAAGACCUCUUCGCUCUGGAGGCCCCUGAGCUGGCGCAUGGCAUUCGAUCUGACGCAAAAGCCGGCGAAAAGCUCCAAAGCAACGCUUGUUCCGGUCAAGUCAUCUCGUACGGCUGGCUCCUCGGCAGGGACUGUUCAAGCCAUUGGCGUCGAACGCGGCGGGCAAGGCAUCGACGAUACGGCUGCUGCAACGAUCAUAGGCAUUGGAUCUUCAGACGGUACCAUCUCGAUCUACAGCGUUUCUCUCGCUUCUCUGAGCGCACGGCCGCCCGCAGCAGAUGUAGCAACAACGCAGCCGCAACUCAUUCAAACCUUCACCCCCUCAAAAUCCGAGCUAGGUAACGCUCUCCCACUCGACGUCUCCCUCGUCUCACUUCCAGGCAGCAGCGCCAUCCUGAUGGCGACCGCAGCCACGGAUCGCAAAAUUGUAUUCUGGCUAGCAGAACAGCGCGGCCAGCCGUUCAGCAAGGUACUGACCCUGCCUGGGCACGAUGACUGGGUACGAUCGCUUGACUUUUCUGCUGCCUUUUCACCCUCCAAAGUGGACGACGGUUCCCACGCUCUCUGCCUCGCAAGUGCCAGUCAGGAUAGCUCAGUCCGUCUCUGGCGAAUCAGGCGGCAAGACUCAUCGCCAUCGACCGAGCCAGCACCAACAGCACAACCAGCUUCUUCCACCCCGUCAAACGACGCCUUCGAGGCCCUCGCACGUCAGGUGGAAGAUGAAGCCGCGAGCGACUCUGCCGCCUUAUCAAGCAAGGUACACACCUUCAGCACCUCCUCCGGUUCAGCCUCGUGGGCAAUCACAUUCGACGCUCUCCUCACCGGACACGAGGGCUGGGUGACCGGGGUACGAUGGAUGCCCACGUCACCGACCACUCCGGCUCAGGAUCAGCCCGCCGCCCUGGUGAGCUCAAGCGUCGACAAUAGCGUGAUCCUUUGGACCCCUUCCGGCACCAGCCCCGUGGGCGGCUCAGCCUUGCCCGGCCUAUCUUCAGCAGAAGCAACCUCCUCCCUCUGGCUGCCAUCACACCGCUUUGGCGAACUAGGUGUAGCAGGGGCAGGAGCGAUGGGAAUGUUUGGUGCCCUUUUCGAUCCGAAGUGGCACCUCAGCCGAGACCAUGUCACCGUGGCAUCGCAUGCUUGGGGUGGACCGGUACACUUGUGGAGCCAUGUCGAAGGCGGCGAGGCAGGUGGUGCAAGAUGGGAGAGUCGCCCAGCGAUCACGGCGCAUGCACUAGCGGUGAAGAGUGCACGCUGGGCACCGAAGGGGGACUGGUUCCUGACGGCCAGCCUCGAUCGCACAGCACGUCUUUUCGGGAAGGUCCGCUCCAGCAACCCUGCCACUGGGUCUUCUUGGCACGAGCUCGCACGCCCACAAACACACGGCUACGAUUUGCAGUGCGCUGCUUGGCUUCAGGACGGGUUGUCAUUCAUAAGCGCUGCCGAGGAGAAGGUGGCUCGAUUGUUCGCGGCACCGCAGUCUUUUGUGGAUAGUGCGAGGCGACUCGGAGCGACAUCACAGGCAACUACAGCUACGCCAACGCACAACUUAUUGGCCCUUUCGCUGCCCCGCGAGCUCGAUGCGCAACAAGGGAGCACGACGCACCUUGAGCACUUGGGCAGGCCGAUUCGUGAAGCCGCGGAAAUGACUUGCCUUGGACCGAGGCCGCACAGGCUGGUAAUCGUGCUGUGCUCUGCACAAUUCGACACGCUCUGCGCUACAGAAGGGGAGGAGUUGGGGCUGGAAACCGUCAGCUUCUCGCAGAUUGAGACAAUACUGCGCUGGACGUAUGCUCAAGCGUGGGGCGUGGCUGUACAGCGUGACGCUCUCCUGCUGGACGUGGAUGCCCUCCUCGUCGGUCAGGCACAGGCGCCGCGCGUUGUGCGCAAGUGGGGAUCGGAGGAGGCGAGUGCGACAGAGAGGCUGCGGUGUGGACGAUUCUGGGCGGUGAAGGACUCGACUGCAGUCCUGCCUUUCUUGCUUGCUCAGAGGCCCGGAUCGACGAGCAGCUUGGCGCCAGAAUUUUUGCGGUUAGGUCAGGCUGCCGCUCAACCGGAUGCUUCCACCAGCGCUGCAGAGGGUAGUGAAGCCGAUGUCGAAAGUCGCCCGCCUUUCCCUCACCAUCCUGGCCUCGCCCUAGGCGGGACCUUUGACCACCUGCACUGUGGUCACAAGAUCCUUCUCUCUCUCUCGGCCCUCAUUGCCACCGAACUACUCAUUGUAGGCAUCACAGGCGACUCGAUGCUAGCCAAGAAGACGCACCCCGAGCUUGUCGAAUCCAUCCAAGAAAGGCGAGCUGCCGUUCGUCAAUUCUUGCAGACCUUCACGAGCACCAUGCCAAGGAAGAGGAGAAUGAGGUAUAACCUCGCCGCGUUGAAGGACGUUGCCGGUCCCGCGGGGACGGAGGUUGAGCUGCAAGCCAUGCUCCUCACAGAGGAGACGGUAAGCGGUGGCGACUACAUAGACAAUGCGCGCAAGGAGCGCGGCCUCAGUGCUCCGUUGCAGCGGUACGUCAUGGGUGUAUUAGGCGCGAGUGGAGAGACGGAUGUGAAAGGGCAAAGUGCGGCCGAGUUGGCUGCGGCUAAGGUGGGGAGUACGGCCAUUCGCAAGUGGCUGAGUGAGCAGGGUGCAAGGGUCAGGGCAGAGGCAAGACGGAGGAUGCGAGCUAUAGUCUCCGAGUCGCAGAAAGAAGACAUAGAGGCUUCUGCGAAGGCAAGCGGUCAGCAGGCGCCAGGAUCAGCUCGACCACUCGCUGCGACGGUUCCUGCUCUCGGACUGUCGAAUCGCGCCGUCUACGAAGGGCAAAGCGGAGAGGACACGCAAGUAGACGAUCUUGGCCGAACGGUCACUGCCGAAACCAACGGCAGUAUCCAUUCCCUGAGCGACGGCACCAGCUCAACAUAUCCGCGUCCUCCCGUGGAGGAAGAGCUCCUCUCCACGACCCUCUGGCCGGAGCUCGACAAACUCUAUGGACACGGGUACGAGCUCCUCUGCGUCGACUCAUCCCCCACUUCCCCCCUCGUCGCUACCUCGUGCCGCGCCACUUCCAGACAACACUGCGCCAUCCGGGUGUACGACGCUUCGCAGCACUGGAAGCAGGUGGCCAUUCUCCCAGGUCACUCUUUGAGUGUCACUAGGAUACGGUUCAGCCCAGACGGCAGGUGGAUAUUGAGCGUGUCUAGGGAUAGAAGCUGGAGAUUGUGGAGUGUUGAGCGUGCCGAGAAGGAGGCAGAUGGAAGUGAUGCUGGCGAAUGGCGCUUCGCUGCGUUUGCCGGCGGGGACGGAGACGAUGAUGACGAAGAGACGUCGAAGCAGAUACAGCUUCCCCACACCCGCAUUGUGUGGGACGCCGCAUGGGCCGACGAUGGGAAGACCUUCGCCACCGCCUCGCGCGAUCGAUCCGUCAAGAUUUGGAGAUUGGCACCCAGCGCAGUGCUUGCGCAGCGUCAGCAGAAGGGCGCGGAUGCCACCGAAGAGGAGGGGCCUGUCGCUCUCGUCGCUACCGUCUCGCGUCUCGCCGCUGGUGCGACCGCUGUUGCCUUUGACCUUUGGAAUCGCUUAGCCGUCGGACUCGACAAUGGUACGGUGGCGGUGUACCAAAUUGCGAGGACAGGAGAUCCGGAGGAGAUGCGCUUGCUCCUGACCUUGCCCGGCCACCACUCUGGCGCUAUUAACGAAGUGGCUUGGCGGCCGCACACGGCGGGCGAGGAGGAAGCCAAAGAUGCUACCGGACUUUUGCUGUCGGCCGGGGAAGAUGGCGCUGUACGCCUGACGAAGGUGGAGAGCAACAUCGUCUAGUGUGCCUCUGAUGGAAAUGCAAUACCUCGAUUUCACCUUAUAAUCCCCAGACCCUUACCGUCCCCUCCUGUCC
This is a messenger RNA of Jaminaea rosea, 4240 nucleotides long. RefSeq names its product WD40 repeat-like protein. The record is from RefSeq and is a predicted model, not a curated record. NCBI's taxonomy places the organism in Eukaryota, Fungi, Basidiomycota, Exobasidiomycetes, Microstromatales. Gene Ontology annotation, molecular function: catalytic activity; protein binding. Gene Ontology annotation, cellular component: elongator holoenzyme complex. Bases 13 to 4167 code for a protein of 1384 amino acids. The transcript has a single exon. Gene Ontology annotation, biological process: tRNA wobble uridine modification; biosynthetic process.